AUGGCUUCUAUUCGCAAACCAACUGUUAGAAAAGAGUGUCAAUGCUCUAUCUCCCAUGAAGACACAUGCAAUACAAUUAGUAGUGCUGUUUCUGAGCCUGUAAAUCAAGAGGAAGAUAGUUUUGAAUUUGAACAGGAAGAUGUUGAAAUCAAUUCUGAGCUUAGAAAUAAUGUCCAGUAUACAAGUGACACUUACGAAGAAGAAGAAGAAUAUGAAGAUAAAUCCAAUGUUGAGAUGGACAAUGAUGAAGGUAGUGUUGCUGGCCUCAAACGUUUGGCCAGAUUUGAAGCGUUAACAAGUGGUGUCAAGAAGUAUAUUGCAUAUAGCAAAUGCCAUGCCAUAUAUGAUAAUGAAGCCGCCCCUUUGCAUUGUACAUUACCCAAUUUUGGUAAAACCUCCUUGUGUGGCAACUACUUGUUCAAGUCUGGUCCCAGAUCAAAAGCACCCAAAAAGACAUAUGUAUUUCACUCUGUUAAGAAAGCCUUAAAGACGUUUUUUCAAUGCCCAGAUUUUGAAAACAAGAUCAACUCAUGGAACCGCAGCCCAAAAAUGUAUAGCACUUUGUUUGACAUAUAUAAUGGUGCGAUGUGGAAUGAGAUAGUAGAUGUAGAUGUUAUAUCUUUUGUUGAUACCAAGCAAUCACUUAUGCACAUGCUGAAUAUUGACUGGUUUCAGCCAUUCGAUGAUGUUACCUACUCCUGUGGUGCCAUAUAUCUUGCAAUCAACAAUAUUCCACACAGUGAGCAGUUCAAGAAGGAGAACAUGAUUCUUGUUAGGUUAAUGUCAGGGCUUAAAGAAGCGAGCACUUCUGACAUAAAUAAUUAUCUGAAAUCAUUUGUGGAUGAGUUGAUGGAGCUGUACAAAGGUAUUAAGAUUAAGACUCACCAAUGUCCAAAUGGUACUUCUAUCAAAGCAGCCCUUCUCAUAGUUGCCUGUGAUAUACCUGCUGCAAGGAAAGUAUGUGGGUUCACAUCCCAUACAAGUACAAAUGCAUGCCACAAGUCUGAGAGACAGCGUCUUGAAGUUGCACAUGAUGUUUGCUGGUCCAAACUGCAUUGUCUUCAGUACUUUGAUAUUGUCUGCUGCACAAUCAUCGAUCCCAUGCACAAUCUAUUCUUAGGCACUACCAAAAGAAUGCUGGAGAGAUGA
Phycomyces blakesleeanus NRRL 1555(-) is the source of this 1149-nucleotide messenger RNA. RefSeq lists its product as hypothetical. Bases 1 to 1149 code for a protein of 382 amino acids. Lineage: Eukaryota; Fungi; Mucoromycota; Mucoromycetes; Mucorales; Phycomycetaceae. The record is from RefSeq and is a predicted model, not a curated record. The transcript is spliced from 5 exons.